AUCAAAUGUUACGAUGUCUAUUACUAAAUAUAGUAUAUUGAGUGUCUUAAUAGUUCUUCUGUAUUUCGGUGGUGUUAAAUGUGAAUUUUGUAUAAAAGGUGACUUUAAAUUAAAAAAUUAUUUUAUUUUUUACGAGUAUAAAGCAUGUAAACUGACUCCUUUCUAUAUAGGAGUUGUGGAAGAAGUUAUAUCAACAAGUUACAACCCUCCAUUGUGUUUUAUUCGGAUUAAUACAAACGGCACUAACUAUGUUUUACUUAUGUUAGAAACCGUAAAUAUUUGCAGUGAAACGUUAUGGAAAACUGAUAAAGCAUCUGUGUAUGUUCAAGAAAAAGUUGGGACUAAUAAUUAUACAAAUUUAGAAUUUCUGACUGAUUUGCUUAAACCAACCAAAAAUAGUAUUUUUUGCGACGAAAAUCUAGAAAAUCUAAAAAAGCUAGAUAAUCUAAAAAAUUUAGAAAAUCGAGAAGAUAUAGAAAAUCUAGUAAAAUCCAUUAUUUCAGUAUCAUAUUCAACACUAUUAUUAAUAGUUUUUUUAAUAAUAUUUAUGAUAUCAAAGUCUGCAUGGGGAGUUAUAACAAAUUGGUAUAUUUUGAGAACGUCUAAUGUGUUAAGCAAGAAAGUUAUUGUGAUUAAAAGUUUUUCGCAAAGUUUAACGAUUCAAGAACUGUUGGAGAGGACGCAGUCAGUUAAAUGUUGUGAUAGAGAUAGAAACAUGUACAAAUCAAACAUUGAUCCUUUCGAAAUUCUUGAUAAUGAAUUUUAUUCUGAUAGAUAGAAGUGC
This is a messenger RNA of Psylliodes chrysocephalus, 784 nucleotides long. NCBI's taxonomy places the organism in Eukaryota, Metazoa, Arthropoda, Insecta, Coleoptera, Chrysomelidae. The record is from the annotation of a GenBank genome assembly.